Messenger RNA from Naumovozyma castellii, 468 nucleotides. RefSeq names its product 60S ribosomal protein eL24 (gene RPL24A). Bases 1 to 468 code for a protein of 155 amino acids. The transcript has a single exon. NCBI's taxonomy places the organism in Eukaryota, Fungi, Ascomycota, Saccharomycetes, Saccharomycetales, Saccharomycetaceae. The record is from RefSeq and is a predicted model, not a curated record.
AUGAAGGUUGAAAUUGAUUCCUUUUCAGGUAAUAAGAUCUACCCAGGUAGAGGUACUUUGUUCAUCCGUGGUGACUCAAAGAUCUUCAGAUUCCAAAACUCUAAGUCUGCUUCUUUGUUCCACCAAAGAAAGAACCCAAGAAGAGUCGCUUGGACUGUCUUGUACAGAAGACACCACAAGAAAGGUAUCACUGAAGAAGUCUCCAAGAAGAGAACCAGAAAGGCUGUUAAGGCUCAAAGACCAAUUGUCGGUGCUUCUCUAGAUUUGAUCAAGGAAAGAAGAUCUGUUAAGCCAGAAGUUAGAAAGGCUUCCAGAGAAGAAAAGAAGAAGGCUGACAAGGAAAAGAAGAAGACCGAAAAGGCUGCUAGAAAAGCUGAAAAGGCUAAGUUAGCUGCUGCCGGUGGUUCCAAGGUCUCCAAGCAACAAGCUAAGGGUGCUUUCCAAAAGGUUGCUGCUACCUCCCGUUAA